UCUCUAUUUUUUUGCUUUUAAUGUAUUUUCUUGUGGAUAACACACAACUGGGCUUUGUUUGUUUUUGAAAUCCACUCUGACAAUCUCUCUUUUAAUUGGUGUAAUCAGGUUAUUCACAUUUAAAGUGGUUAUUGAUAGAGUUGGAUUAAUAUCUACAAUGUUUGUAACUGUUUUGUAUGUGUCUCAGUUGACUUUCAUAUCUAAUUUUGAAUUUGUAAUUUCAUAUUCUUUGUCUUAAAGAGAACGCUUGUAGACCCCUUAAAAUCUGGAGACGCCCCCUACCUUGCACACAUUUUACCGGUAUGUGACGGUAGAAAAGCUGCAUAGCAGUCUUGGCAGGCGGGGCAGGAGGGACGCAGGGAUUCACAGAUGCGACUGUGCAACGCACAGAUGCACUGGGUCUUUGCCUGGUGGGUUCAAAGCCUCCAGACGCUGACAAACGCUGCAGCCAAUGAGUGGGUUCCCAUAGUCCGAUAUGGAGGGCAAGGGGCGGGACUCCCUCCUGCCUCUCGCUGGCUGGGUUCAGAGUCUCCGCGAAGAGACUGCGUUGGGCCCAGAGUGGGCGUGGCUUACGUGUCCGCCGGCUUUCCUGGCAGGCCUGGCAGGGGGGCCAGGUUGCCAUGACGACCGCGGCUAGGUCGAUGCAGACUCGGUUGGUGACUCCGGGCGCGUCGAAGAUCGUGUACCUGUCGUUCGCAGUGGCUCAGUUUCCCAGUAAUCCAUAAGAACAGCAGGGAUGACAGGGUCCCAUGUCGGUUUUUGGUUCGAAUUCCUCGACUGGAGACCCUCUGCCCGGCAGGCUGCACUGCGCCCCGCGCACUGACUCCGGCCUCUGCGGGAGCCCCCUGGCCGGCUCCGGGGUGGGGAGGGGGCUUUGCAGAUCCCCAGAAAACCGCCCGGCGAGCCACGAGCCCGCUUCCUCGUGGGGUGUUCACUUUGUGUCAGUGUGUUGAUUUGCCGCCAGUUAGAAGCAUCUUAAAAAGGGGCCGGGGGCCAUAGGAGGGGGGCUUAUCUGAAGGAGGCUCUGGGCUUGCCGAUCCACGCAGCGGUUUGUCGCGAGGCUGCGGGGGAACGGCCCACGGCCGCGGUAACAGGGCUUCGUCUUCUUUGCAGAGCCAUGGGCAGCAGGAAGAAGGAAAUUGCCCUGCAGUUGUUGAUGUCUAUCAAGGCUGGUGUGGCCCCUGCAAACCUGUGGUGAGCCUGUUCCAGAAGAUGAGGAUCGAGGUCGGCCUGGACCUUCUGCACUUUGCAUUAGCAGAGGCAGAUCGUCUUGAUGUCCUCGAAAAAUACCGAGGGAAGUGCGAGCCAACCUUUCUGUUUUAUGCAAUUAAAGAUGAGGCUCUUUCUGAUGAAGAUGAAUGUGUUUCCCAUGGAAAGAACAAUGGUGAAGAUGAGGACAUGGUUUCAUCAGAGAGGACCUGUACCUUGGCCAUCAUUAAACCAGAUGCAGUGGCCCACGGAAAGACCAAUGAGAUUAUCAUGAAGAUUCAGGAAGCUGGGUUUGAAAUUCUAACAAAUGAAGAGAGAACCAUGACAGAGGCAGAAAUGCGACUUUUCUACCAACACAGAGCUGGAGAGGAGGCAUUUGAGAAGCUGGUACAUCACAUGUGCAGUGGACCAAGCCACCUCCUGAUCCUUACCAGGACUGAGGGCUUCGAAGACGUGGUCACUAGCUGGCGAACCGUCAUGGGCCCCUGUGACCCCAAUGUGGCCAGGAGGGAGCAGCCUGAAAGUCUCCGAGCUCAGUACGGCACAGAAAUGCCCUUUAAUGCCGUCCACGGAAGCCGGGACAGAGAAGAUGCUGACAGAGAACUGGCAUUGCUCUUCCCCAGUUUGAAAUUUUCAGACAAAGAUACAGAAGCCCCUCAGGGCGGUGAGGCUGAAGCAACAGAGGGGCCCACUGAGGCGCUUUGCUUUCCCGAGGAUGUGGAUUGAGAUGGCUGUGCUGCUCUUCCGGAGCACGUGACCAGGGGUCUACUGCACAAAACGGACCUCCAGAAUCGGAACUUACUCUUUUGAGUACCAAUACUUUUUGGUUUAGCUGUCUUUUGUAGACAAUGGAAAUAAUACGGCUGGGCGCAGUGGCUCAUGCCUGUAAUUCCAGCACUUUGGGAGGCCAAGGCAGGUGGAUCACUUAAGGUCAGGAGUUCGAGACCAGCCUGCCCUACAUGGUGAAACCCUGUCCCUACUAAAAA
Molecule: messenger RNA, 2195 nt
Organism: Chlorocebus sabaeus (green monkey)
Lineage: Eukaryota; Metazoa; Chordata; Mammalia; Primates; Cercopithecidae
Source: RefSeq, a predicted model, not a curated record